This is a messenger RNA of Hippocampus comes (tiger tail seahorse), 2807 nucleotides long. RefSeq names its product adducin 1 (alpha) (gene add1). Gene Ontology annotation, cellular component: adherens junction; cytoskeleton; postsynaptic density. The transcript is spliced from 17 exons. Gene Ontology annotation, biological process: positive regulation of adherens junction organization; positive regulation of establishment of endothelial barrier; barbed-end actin filament capping. Gene Ontology annotation, molecular function: actin filament binding. Lineage: Eukaryota; Metazoa; Chordata; Actinopteri; Syngnathiformes; Syngnathidae. The record is from RefSeq and is a predicted model, not a curated record. Bases 146 to 2689 code for a protein of 847 amino acids.
CUAGGGGGACGACAAGGGGAGGGGCAAAAUUUCACCCUGCUAUCGACAGAUUCUGUGGACGAAAAUAGCGGAAUUCGCCUGCCUGCUUUUAACUGACAGCGAUUACAUUUCAUCACAUCGUCUACGAGAGGGAGGCCAGGCCAGGAUGAACGGCGAUUCAGGUGCCGGCGUGGUGACGGCCCACCCUCCCGCCACCGCCCCCCACAAGGAGCGUUAUUUCGACCGGGUGGUGGACGAGAGCAGCCCAGAGUACCAGCGCGAGAGGAAUGUGGCGCCCGCCCUACGCCAGGACUUCAACAUGAUGGAACAGAAGAAGCGGGUCUCCAUGAUCCUGCAGAGCCCGGUGUUCUGCGAUGAGCUGGAGUCCAUGAUCCAAGAUCAACUGAAGAAGGGCAAGACGCCCACCAGCCUGCUGGCGCUGCAGCAGAUUGCUGAUUUCAUGACCACCAGCAUGCCCUCCAUGUGUCCUGCUGCACCGCAGGGGGGUAUGGCAGCGCUCAGCAUGAGUUUGGGUAUGGUGACUCCAGUGAACGAUUUACGUGGCUCGGAUUCUAUCUCAUAUGACAAAGGAGAGAAGCUUCUCAGAUGCAAGCUGGCGGCCUUCUACCGGCUCACAGACCUGUUUGGCUGGUCGCAACUCAUCUACAACCAUCUCACGGUAAGGGUGAACUCAGACCAAGAGCGUUUCCUGAUUGUGCCUUUCGGGCUCCUGUAUAGCGAAGUCACCGCGUCCAGCCUGGUGAAGAUUGACCUGUCGGGUGACAUCGUAGAUCGGGGAAGUACAAACCUCGGCGUCAACGGGGCUGGCUUCAAUCUGCACGCCGCCAUCUAUGCUGCACGGCCGGAAAUCAAGUGCGUCGUCCAUAUACACACGGCUGCAGGUGCAGCGGUGUCAGCUAUGAAAUGUGGCCUGCUCCCCAUCUCGCCUGAGGCUCUUGCCCUCGGUGAGGUGGCCUACCAUGACUACCAAGGCAUCCUGGUGGACGAUGAGGAAAGAGUUGUCAUUCAGAAGAACUUGGGCAAAAAUGCCAAGGUGAUUAUCUUGAGGAACCACGGUUUGGUGUCUGUGGGCGAAACUGUUGAGGAAGCAUUCUAUUACAUCCACAACCUGGUCAAUGCAUGUGAGAUUCAGGUGCGAACACUGGCCAGCGCUGGAGGCCCAGAUAACCUGGUGAUGCUUGACCCAGGCAAGUACAAGUCCCGUCCUCGCGUUCCCGAGCCUGCCGGCGACGGGUCCUCUGUCCAACCUAAGUGGCUUGUAGGGGAGCAAGAGUUUGAAGCUCUCAUGCGAAUGCUCGACAACCUGGGCUAUAGGACUGGCUACCCUUACCGCUGUCCAGCACUGCGAGACAAAGGUAAAAAGUACAGUGAGGUGGAGAACGCUUACUCAGCCGGUUACUCUUACGGCGAGGACAGCGACUCGGGUGCUCGCUCCCCAAUGAAACACAGCUUCCAGCGCGGCCAGCGUGACAAGACCCGCUGGCUCAAUGCCGGCGGUCGGCCCGAUGAGCCCGGCGAGGACGGGCCCGACGGCGGCAGCCCCAAGUCCAAGCCUAAGGUGUGGACGAACAUAACACACGAUCACGUCAAACCCUUGCUGCAGUCUCUCUCGUCCGGUGUCUGCGUGCCAAGCUGUAUAACCAACUGCUUGUGGACUAAAGAGGACGGAAUGCGUCAGGCCGCCGUGGCCAAUCAGUUCAUCCCGUUGAACACCAAUCCCAAAGAAGUACUGGAAAUGAGGAAUAAGAUCCGUGAGCAGAAUCUGCAGGACAUUAAGACCGCAGGACCUCAGUCUCAGGUUCUGUGUGCUGGCUCGGUGGUGGAGCGCAAUUUUCAGCAGGAUGCCCCUCUGUCUGACUGUACAGACACUAUUGACGCCCUCGAUGCCUCCGAGGGGUCCUAUAGUCCUGCUAGAUCUAUUAGAAAGGGGGAGCUGGUGACCGCGUCCAAGGCCAUCAUCGAGAAGGAGUACCAGCCCAAGGUGAUCGUCAGCAAGCAGGGGCCCAACCCCUUCAACAAGUUCACCGAUCAAGAGCUGGAUGAGUAUCGUCGAGAGGUUGAGCUGAAGCAGAAAGGACCUGAAGUGCAGGAAGAAGGCGAUUGUAAGGAAGCACUUUCCUCCAAGCUGGAAAGCGCGCAGACGGUUGAAGCCCCUGCCGCGCCCUCUGCGGCCGGCACAGCAACAGCCUCCGGGCAGGGCUCCUCGACCCUUGGCCUUGCUGAUGCGGUCCCCCCGGACUCCCCCCAUAAGGAGUUCCACUGCGCCGUGCUGCGAGCCCUCAGUAAGGAGGCGGAUCAGGCUGAAGAUCAAGAGCAAUUACCAGAAUCAGAGGAAGGGGCCGAGGCCAAAGACCCAAAGGCCACCUGUACGCCACCCAGCACUCCAGUCAGAGCAGAGGAGGAGACCUUGCCGGAGCCGACAUUUAAGGACGACAGUGACGCCGCCACCCUGAAACAGACCCUGCCCGACUUAACCCCCGACGACCCGUCCGAUGCCCCUGCGCUUCCCGUCGAGGACUCCGAUGCCGUCCCCGCCCCUGCUGCCACCGAAACUGCCGAUGAUGUCGAGGAACUCGCUGCUGCAGACGCAGAAGGCGACGAGUCUCCCAGCAAGUCCCCUUCCAAAAAGAAAAAGAAGUUCCGCACUCCUUCCUUCUUGAAGAAGAACAAAAAGAAGACCGAGUCCUAAGUAUGAGCUUCCUCAAGCUUUUACCCGCUUUUUUUUUUUGUUUUGUUUCAAUACCACUAGUCUCUGGCUUUUUAACCUUUAGUUUUCCUUUAGCGCGUGCCAAUUUUGUAUACAGUGU